This is a messenger RNA of Ilyonectria robusta, 1749 nucleotides long. RefSeq names its product XPC-binding domain-containing protein. The coding region runs from base 309 to 1469 and encodes 386 amino acids. Gene Ontology annotation, biological process: proteasome-mediated ubiquitin-dependent protein catabolic process; nucleotide-excision repair. The transcript has 7 exons. Gene Ontology annotation, cellular component: cytosol; nucleoplasm. The record is from RefSeq and is a predicted model, not a curated record. Gene Ontology annotation, molecular function: ubiquitin binding; proteasome binding; polyubiquitin modification-dependent protein binding. NCBI's taxonomy places the organism in Eukaryota, Fungi, Ascomycota, Sordariomycetes, Hypocreales, Nectriaceae.
AGCCCGGCUCUUCCUGGCGCCGUUGCCCGUUGCUUGUUGCUGCUUGUGGCUCUUGGCUCUCAACGUCAAAAGCAGCAUCACCUACUCGACUCGACUUACUCUACCUGGUACUCACUCUCUCCGCCGCCGUCUCCCGCUCGCCAGUCACCUCUCCACCCUCUCCUCCUCCUCUUCUCGUCAUCCACGUCGCCGAUUCCUGUCGACUCGGCCCUCUCCAGCUGCCGCCGCCACUAUUCAACGGCUGCUGCGCUCUCUCGCUUGCCGUGCUCACCUCUCGUCUCCCCGCUUCGCAGACUCUUUCGCCCAUCAUGAAGGUCACUUUCAAGGAUCUCAAGCAGCAAAAGUUCACGCUCGACGUCGAACCCUCCGAGCUGAUCUCCGCUGUCAAGGAAAAGAUUUCCGCCGAGAAGGGCUGGGAUCCCAAGCUGCAGAAGCUCAUCUACUCUGGCAAGAUCUUGAAGGAUGAAGAAACCGUCGGCUCCUACAACAUCGAGGAGAAGGGCUUUGUUGUCUGCAUGGUGAACAAGCCCAAGGGAAAGCCUGCUCCUCCCGCCCCCGCCCCCGAGUCCUCUGCCGCUCCCCCCGCGACGCCCGCUCAACACAUCGCCAGCACGCCAGCUGCCCCCCCCGCUCCCAUCCAGGCCGCUUCGCACUCGUCUGCUGUUCCCGCGACCCCUACCCCUCAGCGCUCCGCCGAUACUGGAUCUGGCAAUGAUGCUUCAACUCUGGCCAUGGGCAACGCGCGCACCGAGGCCAUUGCUAACAUGGAGGCCAUGGGUUUCGAGAAGCCUGCGAUUGAGGCUGCCAUGCGUGCUGCCUUCAACAACCCCGAUCGCGCCGUUGAGUAUCUCUUGAAUGGAAUCCCCGACAACAUUCAGCAGGAGCAGCAACAACGUCAAGCCGCUGCCGCCCCUAGUUCUGGCGCUCGACCCGCUGCCGCUGCCCAGGGCGGUGACGAUGGCAACGUGAACCUGUUCGACCUUGCUGCUCAGCAUGGUGGCACUCCCCGAAGUGGAAGUGGCAACAACCAGGAGGCUGCCGCCGCCGCCGCUGCUGCCGCUGCCGCCACCCAGGGUGGCGAUUUGGGCAACUUGGACUUCCUGCGACACAAUGCUCAGUUCCAGCAGCUGCGCCAAGUCGUUCAACAACAGCCCCAGAUGCUUGAGCCUAUCCUCCAGCAGCUUGGCGCCGGAAACCCCCAGCUUGCCCAGCUCAUUGCCUCAAACCCCGACCAAUUCCUUCAGCUUCUUGGCGAGGAUGCUGGUGAUGACGAUGUUCCUCUUCCCCCUGGCGCCCAGGCUAUCUCUGUCACCGAAGAGGAGCGCGACGCAAUUGAGCGACUAUGCCGACUAGGAUUCGACCGUGAUCAGGCUAUCCAGGCCUACUUUGCCUGCGACAAGAACGAGGAACUCGCCGCCAACUUCCUCUUCGACCAACCAGAGGACGACGAGACUGGCCCCGGAAACUAAAUACGGGGCUGGGAUCGCUGUGCCAGACAGUGCUUGUUACGAUUAUGACAGGAGGAAACGGGGCAUAUCCAGGCCUUGGCCAAAGUAAUAUGGUUGCCGGACGACAGUCUGGUUUGGAGAUAGCGCGGUCACGUUACAGAAACGCCUCACAAGUUCGUGAUGCCACGAAGGGACGGCGUCGCCUUAUCACGGGGAGCAUCUACAUGGCAUGAUAUGUGCGAAGCCAAGGCAAGGUAGUAAAGUCGACGAGAUUGACGAAUUCAAAAAAUUUGAAGACCAC